Gordionus sp. m RMFG-2023 is the source of this 2002-nucleotide messenger RNA. RefSeq lists its product as uncharacterized. Bases 1 to 1851 code for a protein of 616 amino acids. The record is from RefSeq and is a predicted model, not a curated record. NCBI's taxonomy places the organism in Eukaryota, Metazoa, Nematomorpha, Gordioida, Chordodea, Parachordodidae. The transcript is spliced from 6 exons. Gene Ontology annotation, molecular function: DNA binding.
AUGGAUACGAAGUCCCUCGAUUACGAAGUUAUUAAAACAGAAAUUAACAUUUCUCUUCCGAACCCGAUAAUAAACGAUAUUGGUGAAAAUUUUCAAAUUUCCAAUAAGCAACAAACAUCUCUCAUUUGUCAUGCCAAAAACCCUCAAUUACCCAAUAAAUCUUUAAUUCAAAAACGCAUUGCCUUUGCUAAAAAGAGUAAAAUCAAUAAAAAAAAUAAAAUUAUUAAUGUUAAGGACAGACACAGAACUAAUAAUAUAAAUCAAAUAUUGUGUUUAAGGGAUAAUGAUAUAAAUGAUCCUUCUCAAUGUGAAUCGUUGUUAAAUACUAUUGUGACACCUAGUUCUGACCAUUCAGAUGCUGAUCUACUUAUCUCUCUUAAAGAUAUACCCUCCUUUUUUAAAUUAUUUAAUGAACCUAAUAUCGAUUUUAACAAUAUUAGUAAAAUUAUUUCUCAUGAUGGUAAUCAAGACAAAUUUCUUGUUUUAAAUGAUACACUUAGAAAAAAUGAUCAUACCUAUGAUAAAAACCAGAUAACUCUACAAAUUACAGAUACAUCCUUAGAUUACAAGUCAUAUGGUAAAGAUCAAAUUGAGAAUACAUCCUCUCCGAUUUUUAGUAAUGUAGUUGCUUUUGAUUCUAAUAAUGAUCCUAGUCUCAAUUAUGCAACUUCCAAUCCAUCUAAUAGUUUAAGCUUAUCAAAGUCCGAACUAUUUAAAAAUACAAAAAUUAAUGAAGAAUUUGAAAAAAUUUAUGGUCAGCAAUUUCCUGUAAAUUGCAAGAAUAUAAAUGGACAGUUUUAUAGAUCUCGUUUUGGCUCAGGUAACAAAGGUAAAUGCAUAUUUUAUGAUGGAAACUGGUUAACCCCAAACGAGUUCGAAACUUUAGGUGGUAGGGGUAGUUGCAAGGAUUGGAAAAAAAGCAUACGGAUUUCUGGUAAUAGGCUGCAAUCCUUGAUCGGGAAAGGCAUUCUGAAUCCACAUUCUGCCACAUGUAUUUGUUCGGUGUGCAGUGAAAAUGAAGAAUCGGAAUCUCCUGUCCGCUUUUUUAUGCCCUAUAAGAGGAGGAAGAAAACCAUUUCCUUUGACCAGCCAUCCCUUUAUCUCGGCAACAACGAAUAUAAUGGCGAACUAGUAAAAACGCGAACGAAAGGAGAUCUUUCUUCGACGGGCGCUAAAAGUUUGGACUCUAAUUACUAUUCUGGCCUAGCGUCUCAACCCAAUAUUAUCAAGAAAAAAUCUAUCAUACUUACUACCCAGAACGUCGAAAUUGAUCCCACCAAUGAUGGGCAAGUUGAAGAAACGAAUGUAAAUUUGAUCGCGACUACUAAUAACGCAGAAUUCAAAGGCGCCAUUAACUCGACUAUGGAUGGUGUAAAUAGUCAUAAUAUGAAUCGGCAAUUCCUAUCUUUACCAGUUAUCGGAGAAAUGGAACCAAAAUUGUCCUCUUACAUUCCGCCCAACCAUGAUAUAAGCAAAACGCUCAAUAGUUUGAUAUGGAGCCAUAUCGAAAAUGCUUUGGACAAGAUCAUUAACGAGACCAAAAUUUUAAAAGCCCUUUUGUCCACCAUCCAGAGUAACGAUUAUUCGACGAUGGAUCGCGACACGGAUCAGAAGAUGAAAGCGCUCGAGUUAUAUCAAAAAUUGAACGAUAUAUCAAGUGGUAUGUUUGAUAGAUCUCAAAAUUCCACUUCCGCCAGCCUCAAUACGAGCCAAAUAAAUUCGUCCGGUUUUAACCCCGAAACGCGAAAUAUCAUUCCAAAUAAUUCCCUCUUAAAUCCGUUUUCUGCGGCGACUGUACCUCUACUAUUUAUAACGCCGGAUAAUCUUGCUGCUCCCAGGAAUUAUAAAUAAAACCUCCUUAUUUCUCUUUCUUUUUUCUUUCUUUCUUUCUUUCUUUCUUACUUAAUUUAUUUAUUUAUUUAUAAAAUUGGAAUUAAAUUAUGAAUCAUAAAUUGUAUAUAUUUUAUAAUUGAUAAUUACACAUAACUUUUAUAUCGUUUUA